Molecule: messenger RNA, 588 nt
Organism: Drosophila nasuta
Lineage: Eukaryota; Metazoa; Arthropoda; Insecta; Diptera; Drosophilidae
Product: period circadian protein-like
Exons: 2
Coding region: 1-588 (195 amino acids)
Source: RefSeq, a predicted model, not a curated record
AUGAGCGGCUUUGGCACCACCACCACCAACAGCAGCGGAGGAGGAGGUGGCGGUGGUGGCGCAAGCCUUGGAGGAGGCAGUAAUGGGGGAAGUAGUGCCACCGCAACCACCAGCAACAGCAAUAGCAGUAAUCUUAAUGGAGGAGCCCACACACACGUUGCCAGCAAUGCGGAUGCGGUGAGCAGUGUGAGCAACAAUCUGAAUCUCAACACGGCCACAUUGACAACGGCACCGACGCAUGCCGGCGCCAGCUUUGGCCUCGGUGUGCCCGGCAUGGGCAUGGGCGUGGGUGUGGGCGUUGGUGUCGGGGUGGGCGUGGGCGUUGGUGUGGGCGGCGGCAAUUCGACGCUCAACUCGCUGGUCGUCGGCAAUCGCCUGAUGAACAGCACAGCAACGCCCGCCGGCGCCGUUGCUGGUGACUCAACGCUGGACAGUGGCAGUGGGAGCAGCACUGGAUUGCCAUAUCCUCCGGGUCAUCAUGGUGGCAAUUAUGUGUCAGCGAGUGUCAGCGGACAUGGCACUGAGCGUUCCUUCUAUGACUAUCUGGACAUGAAGGGCGGCGGAGAUCAAGCGACGUUUUUAUUGUAA